Meloidogyne enterolobii is the source of this 2397-nucleotide messenger RNA. The record is from the annotation of a GenBank genome assembly. NCBI's taxonomy places the organism in Eukaryota, Metazoa, Nematoda, Chromadorea, Rhabditida, Meloidogynidae.
GAGGAAAAGCAGCUUCCAAAUUGUUCUACCAACGAAUCAGCAACAAAUAUUCAGGAGACCUCCCCGCUUAGACGUUCAUCGCGUGUUGAAUCAUUAAAGGUCCAGAAAAGAGAGAAAGGUAGACUAAGCGGUUUUGUGUUUUAUUUCAGUUAUAAAUUAUUGUUUUUAGAUAUCCUCGCCGAAACUAAGCAAACUCUGACGGAAUCUACCAAAGAAUCGACAAAAAUGGAGUCUGCAGCUAUGGAUGUUGAAGUUGCUUCUCCAUUUAUUGGUGUUGAUCAAAAUCAAGAGCAAAGAGUUUCUUCGUUAAAGCGAAAAUUGAAAAGAAAAUUGUCUUGUGGCCAAUCGCUUGAUCAGUAUGAUUGCAAAUUUGGGAUCCGUUUAGACGCUCAAGGUGAUGUGGUGCUAAUGUCAGAUGAAAGCGAAAUUUCCUCACUGGAUGAGGCUGAUGUCGGACGGCUACGGGAACAUUAUGAGAACGUCCAAAAACACGAAGUUUCUGAGGAGGUUCAACUUCAACGAGAUCAACAAAUCCGGGAAUUGGAGGCUGUUCUUCGAAUUGAGGAAGCAAAGUUGCUUAUGAUGAAGAAACUAAGGCAUAGUCAGCUACAUCAUGACGAGAAAAUGCUGGACGGUGGUGGAAAUGCUGCCAGUGUUCGUCGACUAGCUCCCUUGCAAAAUUCUUCAGGUCAAGCUUAUAAACCAAAAGUUGCUGUUGCUCCAAAUCAACACAAAAAAGACACAAACUCUUCCAACAACCAAAAACCAACUGCAAAGCUGAAUGGUGCUACAGCUCCUCAACAUAUGUCUGCUGCUAAAAACUCGGUCGAUGCAACUGGAGGCAUGCAAGGCCUUGCUAAUGUUGCUGUUGGCGGGAUUCAGCUUUCUACCUUACCACCUCAGCAUUUAUCGGUUAUUCAACAGUUGUAUGAGCGUCUUUCGCAAAAUCCACAGCAAAUGGCCGGUAUGAUCAAGACGCUUCCACCACAGACGGGACAAGCUUUGACGGAACUUUUACGCCAGUAUGCAGUUGCACAAACUACCAGUGCUGCGUCUCAACAAACACAAAAAUCCUCUCAACAACAAAAACAGCAACAUUCGACUACGGCUGCUCCGACUUCCCAAUCACAUGAUGCACGCGAACUCACUCAACAAAGUAUUUCCAAAGCGCGUCAACAAUUACGUCGAGAAUUAGAUCAAUUGAUCGCCAAAUUGCCUGUGCCUAAGGCUCCUCUUCCAGAUUUAUCAUUUAUUCCAAAUGGAGGAAGCAACCAGCCAGAAUUUGUUUACCUUUUAGGCUUGGAUUUGACAGUUCAAAGAGUGCUUAAAGACAGGCAGAUGUUCAAGUUUGAAUACCAUUUGUAUUGUGAACGUUGUGUAAGACUAGCACAGAAACGAAAAGUUUGCCUUGAUUAUAAGGCACUGCUCAACCGUGCGUUUCAGCAAAUUAAGGAGCGCGAAAAGGAAUUUGAGAGACACGUUGCCUCUGGAAAGUAUAAUGUUGAUCCAGUGUUGCCUUUACCCACUGCAACUGUUCCUACUGGUGCCGUUUCUGCUCAAAAACAGUCUACAACCGAUAGUAAAUUGUCAAAAUCGCAGCAACAAAGUAACAACGCUUCGGUCACUUCUGCUUCUUUAACUCAUCAAAAGGAUGGUGUUGCUCCAUCAAUCCAACAUUUAACUUCUACCCAACAAGCAACGGCAUUAAAUUUGAGUAUGGCUGCUGCCCCAGCGAAUGUUCCAAAUACUUUGGCUAAUCCUGCUAAGACUGUUCAGAAUCAUGCAAAAACAGGAGUUUCAACCUCAGGCAAUUCCGGGGCUUCUACCAGUACUUCAAAACGCGGCGUUGCCAACACUCGUACCGCUAAUACAAUGAGCAAUGCUGGAAAUAAUACGGCUGCAAUGGCAUCGAAUGCCGCAGCUGCCGCUUCAAAUCCUUUGGCUGCUGUGCUUCAACAAAAUCCACUUAUGCAGCAGCAUUUAGCGGCGAUGGCAGCUUCACCUAUUUUCAGGCAGUUGGGAAAUUUGGCUUCAAAUCCAGUAAUGCUAGCGGCGCUUUCACAAAAUCCAAUGCUUGUACAGUUAUUUGCUGCAAUGACUGCUCAGCAUCAACAACAUCAACAGCAGCAACAACAACAACGUGCUCAACCAACAAUUGCCUCAACACCUAUUAAUGUUCCAUCUGGAGCAGCACACGCUUUAGCACAGAUUGCACAAAAGUCAAGUCAGCAACUUCAACAACAGACUCAGCAACAGCAUCACCGAGCUUCAACGGUAACCACUUCAUCGACUGCCCCACAUUCCUCUACACAUCAUUCUGCAUCAAACGUGGCUGCGUCUGCUGCUUCUAACCAACAGCAGCAACAACAAUUGGUAAGGAUACCAAAUGACCUAUGA